This is a messenger RNA of Mesoplodon densirostris (Blainville's beaked whale), 3564 nucleotides long. RefSeq names its product acyl-CoA thioesterase 8 (gene ACOT8). Gene Ontology annotation, biological process: fatty acid catabolic process; acyl-CoA metabolic process. Gene Ontology annotation, molecular function: fatty acyl-CoA hydrolase activity. The coding region runs from base 100 to 1056 and encodes 318 amino acids. The transcript has 6 exons. The record is from RefSeq and is a predicted model, not a curated record. Gene Ontology annotation, cellular component: peroxisomal matrix. Lineage: Eukaryota; Metazoa; Chordata; Mammalia; Artiodactyla; Ziphiidae.
CUUCCGGUUACUUAGCUUUUGCUGGAGGCUGCGCGUUCUGUCCAGAUCUCCGCGUGUGCCCCCGAGCGCAGGGUCCCAGGCCGGCAGCAAGUAGGCUACAUGUCGUCACCGCAAGCCCUAGAGGACGAACAGGGCGGCGGCGAUCCACCCAGGGACCUCCGCAGCGUCCUGGUCACCAGCGUGCUCAACCUCGAGCUGCUGGAUGAGGAUCUCUUCAGAGGAAGGCAUUACUGGGUACCCUCAAACCAGCGGCUGUUUGGGGGUCAGAUCGUGGGCCAGGCUUUGGUGGCUGCAGCCAAGUCUGUGAGUGAAGAUGUCCACGUGCAUUCCCUGCACUGUUACUUUGUUCGGAAAGGGGACCCGAAGGUGCCGGUUCUGUACCAGGUGGAACGGACGCGAACAGGGGUGAGCUUCUCCGUGCGCUCUGUGAAGGCUGUGCAACACGGCAGGCCCAUCUUCAUCUGCCAGGCCUCCUUCCAGAAGACCCAGCCCAGCCCUGUGCAGCACCAGUUCUCCAUGCCUACCGUGCCCCCGCCGGAAGAGCUGCUUGGCCACGAGGCCCUCAUUAACCAGUAUUUAAGGGACCCUAACCUUCAAGAGAAGUACCGAGUGGGGCUGAACCGAAUUGCUGCCCGGGAGGUGCCCAUUGAGAUCAAGCUGGUAAACCUACCCACUCUGAGCCAGCCCAAACAGAGCAUGGAGCCCAAACAGAUGUUCUGGGUGCGAGCCCGGGGCUACAUUGGGGAGGGCGACAUGAAGAUGCACUGCUGCGUGGCAGCCUACAUCUCGGACUAUGCCUUCCUGGGCACAGCACUGCUGCCCCACCAGGAGCAGCACAAGGUGCACUUCAUGGUCUCCUUGGAUCACUCCAUGUGGUUCCACGCCCCUUUCCGAGCUGACCACUGGAUGCUCUAUGAGUGUGAGAGCCCCUGGGCCGGUGGCUCCCGGGGCCUAGUUCAUGGGCGGCUGUGGCGUCGGGACGGGGUCCUGGCUAUGUCCUGUGCCCAGGAGGGCGUGAUCCGAGUGAAGCCCCGGGACUCAAAAAGCAAGCUGUAGCUAGAGGUACCAGCUUGGUCUGGGACUUCAAGGAUCUCCCUUGUCCCCCGACUCCUGAGGCAGGAGUUAUCCAGGGCUGGGCCUUUGGUGCUGAACAUGGAAUAAAGAGACUUCUACCAGUGGAGCUGCUGGCCUUUAAUCCCCCUGGGCCGGAACUGCAGCCCUCCCUCCAGCCAUCAACCCCAGGACUCCUGGCCCUUAGCCAGGCUGGCUUGGAGGCCCAAGGAAAAGGGACCAUUGACCCUGACCUGGGGCACAGCCCCCAGAUAGUCAUAAGCUUGAGAGGCUUUCUCCCUGCACCAUCCUAGCCAAAGCUUGUCCUGAGCCCAGCUCCACAGAAGAAGCACAUUUCUUCACUCUGCUACAAAUCCUUUGUGGAACUUCUAGGGGUUCCCAGCACCCCUGGUCACCUCCCAAAUGCUGUCUGUGUCCUCAUCCGCCCCUACCCCACUUCCCAUACUGGGGCAGUGCCUCUCCCCACAGUGGCCUUAAGUCUAGGUGUGGUUAGUCCAGCACCUCCUUGAUGAGUAGUUCUUUGAGACUGGGGGGUGGCGUGGGCGUCAGGCCUGCCUCUUGCAGGGCCUGGAGCCGGGCCUCUGAUUGGUGUUUGUCCAGGCCCAGGUGCCAGGAGAGCCGCACGUGGGCCUCCAGAAAGGGUGCCAGAAAAGGGUGAGGGCUCUUGUCCCCCAGCAGCUGUAGGGCCUUCUCACAGCAUGCCCGGGCCUCCCCAGGGUCCUCCAGCUCCUGGUGGCACACAGCCAGCCCUGCCAGGGUCAGCAGAGGGCGAUCUGGGCCUGAGGGGACACCCAGCUGGGCCUGCAGCUGCCAGGCGUUGGCCCAGAGCGCCAGGGCCUCGCGGUAGAGGCCAGUGCAGGUGAGGCUCUGCGCCCGCCGCAGCUCCGGCAGCACAAAGAAGUCUUGCAGGUCCGGGGCCUGGCGCAGCUCAGGGACUGCCUGGAGGUGGCCCAAAAACUGCUCGAAGGCCCGGCUGCGGCGGGCGAUGGUCUCUGCGGUAAAGUUCCGGCGCAGGCGCUUGCGGGGGAAGGAGAUGGCAGCCAUGGGGCCCCGGAACUGCCGCUGCAGGUUUCGGUGCAACCGCUCAAAGUCCGAGUAUCGGCGGGAGAUCUGGGCUGGCUGGCGACCCGGUGGCCCCGGGCCCGUCACGGCGAGGGUGUAGAGCUGCGGGGGAGGGUGGGGGUCAGGGCAGGUGCAGGGUGUCCCCGGGACCCUUCCCUCUCACUUCCAGCUCUCUUCCCCCACCUCUUCCCUUCACCCCCGAGGCUGCUAGGGAGCCCAGUCUCAUCUUACCUGAGGCUCAUCUGAAAUGACCCAGGCCCAAGGCAGCAUGGGGAGAAAAAGACAGAGAUGAGCUUCAGCGCCUGGUCCAGCCGCCCGCUCUGCCCCUCCUAGGGAGUACUCCCUUCCCAUAGGGCAGUGAGUUCUUCUAACAGCCCCUCUGGAAAACCAGCCGAGGGCCGAAACCCAGGCCCAUCUCUUGGGCCUCUAGAGCUAACUAACCUUUAGGAUCAGCUUGGAGCUUUAUUCCACUCUGGAUCCAUAGCCCUACAUCCCUGGCCAGGUUAUUCCAAUCCAGACCCAGAACACAGUUUUUCAGACAGCCCCAGUAGCGACCAGUGUGAAAAGUGCACUGGGACCCAAGUUCUAACCUCAGGUCAGGUGCUCCCUCACUAUGGGAUGUCAGGCAGGGCAGUCCCCUUCUUGGGUCCGCUUCCGACUCUAGUGAAUGGAGCGCUGGCCCAGCUCACUGUUUACUUAAGUGUGGGACGUGUGCAAACGUUGGUACCUGGGUGGUUUAGGGGGUAUGUACUGGAGUAAAUAACACUGAAUCAGAGGCAGGAGGCGAUGCCCCCACUAAUUCUCUGUGAACCUUUCUGACUGCACGUUGAGAAGCUCUCAGUUUGGUUUUAAAAAGCCCUUUUCGUCUCCAUUUUUAGAAGAGAGCCAGAAAGAGACUCUCAGGUCAGAGCCUUCUUCAGACAGCAGCAUCCAGGCAGGGCUGAAUGACACUUUCACUGCUUUUAUUUUUAUGGUUAUCUUCUCUUUAUGGCAAGUGAGCCUUUCCAUAUACAGUUGUACUAUAAAGUCUUUUAAACUUAUUUUUUAAAAAAUAGGUUUAUUUGAAGAGAAACGUGAAGCACAGAAUGGUACAUGUAGCAUUUAGAUAGGACAAGAACUGUGAGGGUGCUGGAGGUUCGGGAAACACUGAACAAGAUGACCACUAAGCUUCCCCCCAGGUCCGAGAACCCAAAUAUGGAUUAAUCUGUAAUCAUGCUGAGCUAACAGGUCUAAAGGGGGGAUUAGCAAGCGUUCGAUGUUGAAAGCAUACUAACACCAAACCGAGAUUUUCCUCUCGAAUUUGUUCUGUGAAACUGCCAAUAUCCUAGCCACCCCUGGUCAGUUAGGUUUGCCUGCUCUGUCCUUCCCUUGAAGAUUCACAGUGUACAUUAAUAUUCAGGAUUAAAAAGUUUAACAAUAAAGAAGCUUAUU